Molecule: messenger RNA, 2213 nt
Organism: Doryrhamphus excisus (bluestripe pipefish)
Lineage: Eukaryota; Metazoa; Chordata; Actinopteri; Syngnathiformes; Syngnathidae
Gene: shisa9a
Product: shisa family member 9a
Biological process (GO): regulation of AMPA receptor activity; regulation of short-term neuronal synaptic plasticity
Cellular component (GO): dendritic spine membrane; postsynaptic density; AMPA glutamate receptor complex
Source: RefSeq, a predicted model, not a curated record
CACUGCUCUCUCCUCCUCCGUGCUGCAUGCGUCUCUGCGUACUCUUGUGCGUAAGAGCGCGCGGUAGAUGCGUAAAGAGCAGCUCUCUUGCAAAAAAAAAAAAAAAAAAAAGCAACAAACAAAAAAGCACCCAAACCACCUAAGAGAAGGCAUGCGGAGCAGCUAGUGCUUUGGAUGAUGUUAGUAAAGAUGUUCAUCAGCUCCGAUGAAGGCGCGUUGCUGUUUGGGUGCAUGUUUUUGGACUUUUCAGCAUGGCAUGACCACCGCUCCUCUCCGAGCGUUUCUGCGUGAAGUUGAACGGAGGAGGAAGCACAAUGAGAGGCACAUCCUUUCUCCUCGGCUUCCUGCUGCUCAAAGUUACCGCUCUGCUGUGCACGGCUGACGGGGAGCCGGGCUUGCUCGGGGGCUUCGUGAUGAUCGCCACCUCCAACGGCUCCAGAGAGGAGGAGAGCGUUUCGGAGGAGACCCCGCACGUUGAAGACAAAUGUCGGGGUUACUACGACGUCAUGGGCCAAUGGGACCCUCCGUUCGUGUGCAAAACGGGUAAUUAUUUGUAUUGCUGCGGCACCUGUGGCUUCCGCUUCUGCUGCUCUUACAAGCACUCCCGCCUGGAUCAGAGCACCUGUAAAAAUUACGACACUCCUUUGUGGAUGAAGACCGGGCAGACGCCUUACAAGAAAAACAGAAACAAGAUCCACGACAGCACCAAAGACAAGACCAACUUAAUAGUUUACAUUAUAUGUGGAGUUGUGGCCAUUAUGGCCCUAGUGGGGAUUUUCACCAAACUGGGACUGGAAAAGGCGCACCGUCCUCAGAGAGAGAACAUGUCCAGGGCUGUGGCCAGCGUGCUGCAGGGCGGGUGUCCAAGUGAGCAGUACCGGGCGGAGGAGCCCCUAGGCAUGCAUUCCAAACACUACGUUUCCAGGGCGACAAACCUCCAGGGCGGUCAGAUCAACAACAACGUGGGACCGGCAUCAAACAUGGUCCAGCAGCACCCUUAUCCUGCUCUCAGUCAGAUGGCUCAUGUGUAUGAACAUCAACAACAACAACAACAACAACAGCAGCAGCAACAACAACAGCAACAACAACAACAGCAGCAUCAAAACAAGGAUCUCAACAAGUACGCCUCCCUGAAGGCUGUGGCUGCCAAAUUCAACGGAGAACUCUACAACAAGCGCAGACUGAUGGUGGAGCUGCCGGCAAAAGGUGGUCUUCCGCUCCAGCCUAUCGGCAACUCCCGACCGCCCAUGGCCAACAUGUCGUCAAUGACCGCCAACCUCCCUAUUGCUUCUAACCCCAUGGCUUCCCACUCCAUGAACCCCACAAUGAACCAGAUGCCCUCCAUGACACCUUUGACGUCUAUGACACCCAUGACAUCUAUGACUCCCAUGACGUCAAUGACACCCAUGACGUCUAUGACUCCCAUGACAUCUAUGACACCCAUGACAUCCCUCACCCCAAUGACCUCUAUGACUCCUAUGACCUCAUUGGGCCCACUGACCCCGGAGCCAGUGGCAACUUAUAUUACUGAGAUGCCCAGAGUCUCCUCCGUCUCGACUCUCCCGACAGAACGGCGUGGAGGUGCCGUUGGAUCUUUGAAGCCCAACGGUCAGAAACCUAAAAUCAACCACGGCCAUGUUGCCUACAGCUCUCACAGUGCCCACACUCACCUUCAUAGCCACAGUAGCAAGCCUCCGGGACUGGGAACUACCUCCAUGGCACACAUGGGGGGUACUAUGCCAGGCGGCACAUCCUUGGGCAUCUCCAGGGUUGCGGAGACCCCAAUUGGCCCCAGCUUUGCAACAAUGGGGCGUCCAUUGGCUUACAGUUCUAACACCAUCGCAACCGGGCACGGGGUGGGUAUGGGGCUAAGGGGAUGGGAUGGGACAGAGACGGUUGGCCGGAGGAAGACCUAUGGCCACAAGAGGCCUCAGUGUACGGUUCUGGAGCCGAACCAGCUCCACGGUACCCGAGGCCAUAGCCACAGCCAACACUUCCUCCCCACGCAGCCCUACUUUGUGACCAACAGCAAGACAGAAGUGACUGUGUGAGACAAGUGGAAGAUGGGCAAAGAAUGCAUGGCGACGUAAGUGUACACACCAACACCGGAGUUGGUCAAAGGCACAUCAAGGCUCAUCGGUACCGGUAAAUGAUAUUCACGACUUUGUGACGCGAUACUGACACCAUGUUUGAUUGGUCGCUUUUUUUUUUUU